Molecule: messenger RNA, 429 nt
Organism: Schistocerca serialis cubense
Lineage: Eukaryota; Metazoa; Arthropoda; Insecta; Orthoptera; Acrididae
Product: putative protein TPRXL
Exons: 2
Coding region: 1-429 (142 amino acids)
Source: RefSeq, a predicted model, not a curated record
AUGAGCAAUACUGCAGCUGAACCAACAGCAACACCAGGAGCUGAAGAGCCAUCAGUAACAACAACAAAAGUGAAUAUGGAGUCAGGGUCAUCAAGGAAAACACCAGAAACAGUUUUAGAAAAGAAGAAGGUAUCCACAGUCAGCACUAAGUCACCAACAACAUCCUAUUCAAAUAUCUCGUCAAGUGCCACAAAUCAGUCAGCCCACGACAUCCAAGUGGAAACAGCAAAAAAUGUGCAGCCACACUCCAAAUCAGUACCACUGGAAACUGUGACAAGAUCUUCAAAACGAAAACGCAGACCUCCAGCCCACAGCCAGGAUUUUUUUAUGGGCAAGAACACCAGUAGCUCCCUGCUAGCAGCAAACCAAAGGAAAACAGGUGCAGAGCAAAAUUUUCAUGAACCAAAACUACAUGAAAACCCGGGUUGA